This is a messenger RNA of Ciona intestinalis (vase tunicate), 1677 nucleotides long. The record is from RefSeq and is a predicted model, not a curated record. Lineage: Eukaryota; Metazoa; Chordata; Ascidiacea; Phlebobranchia; Cionidae.
CUGUAUUUUUUCUUUAUCAAAUUUAAAAAAAAAAUGCCUUUGGUGAAACAAGUUUUGAAGUCUUGUCGUUUAUUAAUUGCAAUUCCAGUCACACGAUUUGCGACAAGAAGCAGAAGAAACUCAACGAAAGUUUGUCAUGGUAUAUUUAAGCACUUUGAUGCUAAAGUUACCUCAUUACUACAAGAGGGAAGAUAUUUACAGCAAAAUAAAGAUGGACUUUUUGAACCCGAUAUAAUGUUGUGUGAAUUGAUUCAAAAUCUUAAAUCAGAAUGGUGGAGAAACUUUGCACUGGUUAAAACAAAUUGUUAUGACUUUAAAGUGGGCCAAAUAUAUAGCAAUACAUUUGAUGUGAUGGAUCAGUUCGUUCCAAGCAAUGGUUUCUCAGUAAGUCCAGAAAAGCCAACAAUUGUCUUGAAUAUGAUGUCACAUUUACCUUUAAAUGAUGUUAGCCAAAGAUGUAUUUAUGAUGGUUUAUUCCUUAUGAGAAUCACUGAAAUGAAGAAUAUUUCAUUAGAGUUUGACAAUAUGCAAUCAAGUCAAUCUCAGUGGGCAAAAAAGUAUUUUCAUCGGAUCGCACAACUACAAGCAAAUGCUGCCAACAACAAGUCAGAUAUUAAUCCUUCACGAAGUUCUAAUAUAUUUAAACCUCAAUCUGGAAUUGAAUUAUCUGUGCAGGAAUAUUCAAGUCACAAGAAUUUACCCGUUGCCCUUAAUAGAGUUGUUUGUCAAAGUAAAGAUUGGAAAGACAGCCAAGUUUCUGUGGUUUGUACCAAAGUAAAUUUGUUGGAAUUGGCAGCAGCAAUAUUAUUGGAUUCUUAUCAUGAAAUUAUAAUUGAUGAUUAUAAACAGAUCAUGUUACGACUACAUCGACACAUAGCACCUGUAAAGAUUGCUAUUCUAAUUGAAGGGAAUGAAACAUCAUCUUUGUCCCAAUUAUCUGAAGAGUUAUGUGAUUGGGUUCGUGAAAUCAACGUCAGCUGCUUGAAUGAAAACCUUGAUAUUAAUGCAUUAAAUCAGUUUGGAGUGCCAUGCGCCAUUGUUAUAAAUGAUGAAACAUUGGAGAAUGGUCUUUUAUCAAUCCGUGACCGAGAUACCGGAAUUAAGAUACAAGCGCAUAUCUCAGAAGUGAAAGAAAAGAUGUUCCUUUAUUUUAAUCCAAGAUGACAGAUUUGUGUUCAGAUUCAACUAUUGUCAUUUCAUAUCCUCUCACUGUGUUGUUCACUUUUUACAUUAUAGUGGGGUGUGGAGAAAGAUGGGACACCUUUUAUUUUCUCGUACCAUUUUGUAGCAAACAAAGAACAUUCAAAAAAAAUUAAAACUGAUUCCUCACGACUCCCAUAGACCGUUGUUAAUUCCUUAAAACACGAUUAGGGUGUUUGGAUGUUAUGUGCUAAAGGUGUCCCAUCUUACCCCACCAUGCUAUAUAUAUAUUUCUUUUCAUUUUUUUUCUAAAAAAAAUAUAGAAAUACAUUUUAAUCCUGGCAGUCUGGUUUAUCUUUGCCUGAGACAAAGCGUUCUUUUAUUAAAUUUACAAAAGCAACAUUUAUCAGGGCAAAUUUUUCGCUGCAAAAAUUCUUAAUGUUACUUUUCAAACUUUCAGAAAAUUUUGUUUUCAUAUACGUAUGUUAAAACAGUUGAUUUUUAGCUAUGUAAAAUUACAAAUUGGAAUAAUUUCAA